AUGUUGUUCAAGAAUAGUUCUUCUUUGAGAAUAGGAAAUUUAAAUACAUUUUUUCACAAAACAUAUUUAUCUUCUAUUUUCGGAUAUCAAAAUAUAGAGAACAUUUUAUUAUUAAGAAAAGCAAGUAUGGCGAAUAUUUUAAAUGAACAAUUAUAUGAUUCAAGGAAAUAUAUGCAUAAAAUAUCAAGAGGGGUUUUAUAUAGUGAUGAUGAUACUAUAGUGGAUAAUUAUAAAGUUUAUAAAUAUAAAGAUGAAAAAUCAAAAGAGGAAAAUAAGUUUAUUUUGGGUAAUAAAGAAAGUCAUGGAAACGAGAAUAAUAUUAUUUUUGAAGAUGGAAACCCAGAGAUAAGUUUUUUUACCAACAGAGAAAAUUUUAAAAUAGCUAGAUAUACAUGGAAAGCCAAAGAAGAAAAACCUAAAGCAUAUGUUUUUGCUUUACAUGGAAUUACUACACAUUUAAGAAACCAAUAUUUAAAUUAUUAUGGUAGACCCGAAUGGGCUAAUAAGAAUGAAAACACAAUGAAAGAAUGUUCUAUUAACCAAAGCAGUAAGUUAAGGAAUAGUUGUUCUCAAUCAAAUAAAGAUAUAUCUAAAGAAAAAAAGGAGGAUUGUUCUAUCUCUAAAGAUAAUAUAUCAAAUAAAAAACAAAAUAAUGAGAAUAAUGUUAAUGAAAAUGUACAUUCACAAAAUGUUACAAAUAAAAAAGAUUUUACAAAAUCAAUGGAUGAUAAUAAUGUUUUAUUAUUUACCGAAAGUGAUAAAGAUAAUGAUGUUUAUAAAAACUUAUAUUAUUGUUCAAAAUGUGGUCUUUCAAAUUAUUGUAAUUGUGGAAAAAGGACAUUGUCUUAUGAAAGUAGUUGGAUUCAAACACUAAAUGAUAAUGGUUAUACGUUUUGUGGUAUUGAUAAUCAAUCACAUGGAUUAUCAGAGGCAUCAAGAAAUGAACGAUGUUUUGUUGAAGAUUUUGAAAAUUUCGUCGCUGAUGCUGUUCAGGCAUUAGAAAUAUUUGUAAAUGAAUGGAAAGCAAAAAAUGAAUUAAGACCUAUAAUAAUUAUGGGUGCAUCUAUGGGUGGAUGUAUAGCUGUGAAAAUGUUUGAAAGGAUAUAUGAAGAAAAAAAAGAAUGGAGAAAAUAUAUUAAAGGUUUAGCACUAAUAUCUCCUAUGAUGAGUAUAGAAAAACAAACAAGUUCAUUAUUUAAUAAAUUGUUAAUAGGCCUAGCAUAUAUUCUUAAAAAAAUUUUUCCUCUUUAUAGAUUUAAAGAUUUAGGUAGAAAUCUAAAAUAUCCAUGGGUUAAACUGGAUAAUUAUAUAGAUCCUUAUCAUUACCAUGAACAAUUAAAAGCUGGUAUAGCUUUAGAAUGUUUAUUUGGUACCUAUUCAUGUAUGAAAAGUAAAAUUUUAAAAUAUAUAGAUGAAAGUGAUAUUGAUAUUAUAGUGUUACAAUCAAAAUAUGAUAGUAUAGUGGAUCCGAUUGGUACUGUAAAUUUUGUAAACAAAAUGGUUAAUAUAUAUAAUAAAAAAGAUGAAGAUUAUAAUUCAAAUAAUAAUGAAAGUAAUAAUAAAAAUAAUGAUCAUUUAAAUAAGGAGUGCCAUAUGAAGUCGAAUAAUAAUUCAAAUAUAUCAGAAACUAUAAAAAGUGGGGAUGAUAAAAAUUUGAUAUCAAAUCAAUCAAAUAAUUUAUCUAACAAAACAUGUAAAUAUGAAAAAGAUUAUGUAAUUUUAUCAGGAAUGGAUUUAAAAGAUGAGGAUAUUUUAUGGAAAGCAUGUGAUCAUGGACAUUAUAAAAAUUAUAAAAGGAUGAAAAAUUCUACAAAAAGUGAUAAAAAAAAUGAAAAGGAUAAGAACAAUUAUAAACAUUUGAGUGCACAUAUAUUAAAUUAUGGAUGUCACAAAUUAUCUUGUGAGCCAGAUAAUAAAGUAACGUCAUCGAUAUUUAUCGAUUGGCUCAACAAUAUAUUUAGCUAA
This is a messenger RNA of Plasmodium adleri (nom. inval.), 1965 nucleotides long. Its product is annotated as alpha/beta hydrolase,putative. Bases 1 to 1965 code for a protein of 654 amino acids. Gene Ontology annotation, molecular function: lipase activity. Gene Ontology annotation, cellular component: membrane. The record is from RefSeq and is a predicted model, not a curated record. Lineage: Eukaryota; Apicomplexa; Aconoidasida; Haemosporida; Plasmodiidae. The transcript is spliced from 2 exons.